Messenger RNA from Linum tenue, 2561 nucleotides. Lineage: Eukaryota; Viridiplantae; Streptophyta; Magnoliopsida; Malpighiales; Linaceae. The record is from the annotation of a GenBank genome assembly.
AGAGGAGAAGGUGUGUGUGGGAGAGAGAGUUAGAAAAUGGCGGAAUAUGAACCACUCGAAUUCCCGAUUUUAUUUUGCUCUUUUAUCUGUUCCCGAUUUUCUGCCCAACCCAUCUAUCCGUUUGAUUUGAUGACAAGCUCGCAGUAAUGAUGGAUCGAUAUGAGUGAAUAUAUAUGUAUAAAAUAUCCUUAUUAGUUAAUUAUCACGACUGCAAAAAACCAAGCAGAUAACAAAGCAGUUACAGCCAGGCUGACAGGCGAACGUAGCACAACGAGAAACAAGGUGAGGUUCUUGUUCCUCUCUGUGCUCAUCGCCAUCUCCCUUUCUUCCGGCUUCUCCUCUUCUCAGGCUGCUGUUGAUCGAAAUUCAGUUUCCGUUCAUCAUCAGAAGAAGCUAUUUACACAUAUGAAGCUGGAGAGUGACUUGUGUUCAUUCUUUUUCUAUGUUUGAUCACCAAAUUAGGAGGGGGGAAACAUUGAUUUCUGCUGAGCCCUACUGAUUUGGUUUCUCCCACUGUGGAAGAACUAUAUACAGAAAGCAACUCAAAAGGGUUUUAAGUUUCCACCGCCAAAUUUCAUGUUGGGGAAGAAAACUUGUAAUGGUUAUUGAGGGUGCUGGGGAAGAAGCCAUAUGAUGGCCACCACUGCAGUCAUUGGACUCACUGCAGGAAACAGACUCCUGCCUUCGUCCUUCCAUUACUGUUCUGAUCCUCCCGAGAAGCUCUUCUGUAGCAGCUCCGAACAUGGAUCAUCCCACUCUCAAUUCACUUCAUCCAGAAGCAUUGUAGUUGCCAAAAAGUCGUCAUCAACAUCCUCAUCGUCACAUUGUGGCCCUGGCUACCAGGGUUCCAGUAGACCCACGCAUUCCAUUAAGGCACUAAAAGACCAUGUAGACACUGCAACAGCUGCAACCACAUGGACUGAGACUAAUUUGAAGGACUUGGAAGAAGAAGAAGAAAGUUGUGAUGUUCUUCACUCCUCGCUAGAGGCACUUCUUCUAUUGCAGAGAACUAUGCUGGAGAAGCAAUGGAGUCUCUCAUUUGACGACGAGAGGGCAGAUGCAUCAUCCGCUGUUGGUAAGAAGAAUGGGAAGAAGAAGAAGAAGGUUCCCGUAGUUACCUGUUCUGGGAUCUCUGCACGCCAAAGAAGACUCGAUACUAAGAGGAAAGCUGUAGGCCAGAGUGGUAUUAGCCCCGAGCUGGUGCAUAAUCGCUUGACUGGUUACGUGAAGGGCGUGGUGAGUGAACAACUGCUCACUCAUGCAGAAGUGGUGCGUCUGUCGACAAUUAUCAAAGCUGGUCUCUCCUUGGAGGAACGUAAAUCCAGGCUGAAAGAAAGACUGGGAUGUGAUCCCUCUGAUGAACAACUGGCGGAUUCCUUGAAGAUAUCUCGUACUGAACUGCAUUCCAAGCAGAUGGCUUGCUCAUUGGCCAGAGAGAAGCUGGCGAUGAACAAUGUUCGCUUGGUUAUGUCUAUAGCUCAAAAGUAUGACAGGAUGGGUGUCGAACUGGCUGACCUUGUUCAGGGAGGUCUGAUCGGACUAUUGCGUGGCAUAGAAAAGUUUGAUUCUUCAAAGGGGUUUAAGAUGUCUACCUAUGUUUAUUGGUGGAUUCGUCAGGGUGUCUCAAAAGCUUUAGUUGAGAAUUCAAGAACCUUAAGGCUACCUAAUCAUCUGCAUGAGAGGUUAGGCCUCAUAAGGAAUGCAAAGAUCAGACUUGAAGAGAAAGGAAUAACACCGUCCAUUGAUAGAAUUGCAGAAUCACUGAAUAUGUCAGAGAAGAAAGUGAGAAAUGCUACACAGGCUGUUAACAAGGUCAUUUCGAUGGAUCGGGAUGCUUUCCCUUCCUUGAACGGUCUUCCUGGAGAAUCCCACCAUGGUUACAUUGCAGAUAACCACUUGGAGAACAACCCCUGGCAUGGAGUAGACGAAUUAGCACUCAAGGUAAAGUAGACCACAAACAUUUCAUUAUUGACUGAACUAUAGACUGAAGAGCUACUAGCUAUAUGUUUCCAUCAGCAUUCCAAUGACAUCAUCAAUGCAUGCACCACUCUUCUGUCAGGAUGAAGUGAAUAAGCUAAUCGACUUGAGUCUUCAAGAACGAGAACGAGAGAUUAUACGCCUUUACUAUGGCCUCGAUACAAAAUGCCUUACGUGGGAGGACAUCAGCAAACGCAUAGGGUUGUCGAGGGAAAGAGUGAGGCAAGUUGGGCUGGUUGCAUUGGAGAAGCUAAAACUUGCAGCAAGGAAAAGGAAGAUGGAAACCAUGCUACUCAAACAUUAGUUGAUUAUAAAAAGAACAAAGAACAGAACUUUACUGUGUAGUGUAUAUAAACAGCAAAAGGGAAGGAAAAUCUGUAUCAAAAAUUUUCUUUUCUUUUUGUUAUAGUUUUAUCAACAGUGAGUAUAUGUGAUUGGAACCUCCAAGGAAGACUCCAUUUGUAGAGAGUUUGAUCAUCAUCUAGUUCUACACAUACAGAUAUACUGAAUAAGAGCUUUUGUAAGAAAAUGGGAAACAAAAGGCUUCUCAUUGCAAAACCGUUUCCGGAUACAAGUACAUUACU